AAGUUCUCUUCUUGAAUCAACCAGUGACUUAUUUUCACUUGUAUUUCCCCUGUUAGGCGAAAAUGGUGUAGCAUCUUUGGUGAAUCCAUCAGGUGGUCACGAGAUACUCUUUGUGCCUUCAUUGGGAAACAUGGAAAUGGAAAGAGGGAGUCUACCAAAGGGUGGUGCUGUUUUCACUGAGGACAGGCCUGUGUUUGUUAAUAGCACUAGUUCCUUCCCAUUGAAAAGCAGCUUUGUUCAAGAACAUGGAGCUUCUAUCACUUCCUAUGGACAAACAGACAUGGGAUCUUCUGCACCUGCCUGGACAGGGUCAUUGUUCAGUUCUACUCCUAUGAAUCAGUAUGCUUCUAAAUUGGGGAACUGUGAAAACAUGAAUGAUAAAAAUGGAUCUGGAUCACUACCGAUGGUGCAAGCUAUAUCUGUUUCAUCCGUUCAAGAUGCAGAAGGCGACAGGACUAGCAACAACAAGAAAGUUUAUUCACAUGAUUGGGAACCUUCUGAACCUUUUCGAGCAUCUUUCACAAUUCCACCUUAUAUACUUCCCUCCUCUGAUGCCCUCUACGAUCCUUUCACGGAUAUAGAGAAUCCACAAGACAGAUCUCUUACUGCUCCAUUGUCAAGUAAAGGGAGAUAUGCACAGAAAAAGUCCAGCCAGCAGAAAGAUGAUGAAUCUGCUAGUGAUAAUAAAAACAGUUCAUGUAGCAAUAAUCAGUAUCAAGAAUCUAUGGCGACGAAGAAUUUGGAAGCACAUGGAGUGGUGGAGGGGGUGGCUACUUCGGUUGUUGAUCAAAAUGAUGAAACAACACCAAGCAAAGAAGUUUCUGCAGAGAAUAGAUCUGUUUUAAAAAGAAGCAAACCUGCGGGGCACGGAUCUUGGCGUAGAAGUGACGGCUCUUCGCAUCAAAAGGUGUUGAAAUCAGAUGAGAGAGAUGGUGAAGCGAGGUCAGACGCAGGGACCAAAGCAAUGAGACAGUUCCGGACCGCAGUUGUGGAAACCAUCAAAGAAAUGGUGAAACCGUUGUGGCGCGAAGGCCGUCUUACCAAAGAAGUGCAUAACAUGGUAGUUAAAAGAGCUUCUGAAAAGAUAGUCAGUGCUGCUGUCCAGUCCCAUCAGGUGCCGACUGACUCAGCAUUCGUUGAUCAGUAUCUUAGUAUGUCUGCAACGAAGAUUGUGAAGCUUGUUGAGGGUUAUGUCGAAAAGUAUGGUAAACCUAAACCAUAAGGUACAUCAUCAAAACAAACGCCACUUUACAUGGGUGGCAUGAGGGCAAGCUAAUGAUAUUCUUGUAAAUUAUGUCAUCAUUCAUUUUCUCAGUUAGGACUUUAGCACCUAAUUUUUUGAAUCUCCGUUCUUAUCCUUCACCAAUAAUGGAAGAAAGUUGGAAGUGGAGAUGUGUAUACAUUGUAGAACUUAUCAAAGCUUGGUUAAUGCUUAGAAACAGCGUAUCAACUUAGAAAGAUAAUGGAUUAUUUUGCAUUGAUUAUAACGUCAUAGAGAUGUGCUUAUAUUAUAUAGCUAUAUAUAUUAAUCUAGUUGGUGUUUGCUGUAGAAGCAGAUGAAUGGGGAAAGAUAGAGAAACAGAAUGAUGUUGGGGUACGUUGUUGAUCAUCUUGACUGUUUCUUUGUUUGUGAUUAGCUUUGUGACUGUUUGUAUAGCAUGUUCAUUCAAUAAUCUCUCAUCCAUUAUCGCUUCUAUAAUACGUCUCAUUUGCUGUUGCCUGUUCCUAUAAUACUUUUCCACAAAAGACUAGAUACUUUGAUUCCAGGGUCCUACUUCAUGACUCAUUCUUUCUUAUCCAUAUCUCCUCUAUCCACAUGUCGCAUUUUUAUGUAUUUCCACACUCCUUCCUCACUGUUCACUCCAGUUAUUUACAACAAUGGUGUUUUAAGUUAAGGUAGUAUACGUUUUAUUGACUAUACAAUUUAAAAUAGGAUACGAGACCCUAAUUUCCAAGGAUAGUGUGUGUUUGAUUCUAGAUUUGACGCACUGGAAGUUACAAUUUCCAAAUCUCCAGAGACGUAUAUGCUACUAAAAAGGCUACUUCGCUAAGGAAAAAUGGGUUAAAGGCACUGAAGUAGUAAGAAAAAUAUUAUUUGGGUUAAUUAGUUAGAUAAGGAAAUGAAUGAGAAUUAAUUGAUAAAACAAAAAAGCUGAAAGAAAUUGUACAAAAAUUAGGAAAUGGAAAAUAAGAUUUGAGAAAUUGCAAAGCCACUGCCAUAUGUGGUAUAUAAAAAUAUAAUAUGGUCAGUUACAAAAAGAUAAAAUAAAUAAUAUGUUACUAGUAUUUAGGCUAACGUUAUUUUGUUAGACAAAAUGGUCAUAGAUAUAUAAAUUCUACUUUAUGCAAAUACAAAAAAAAAUCCUUUGAUCUUUUUUCAAAGAAUUGCCAAUUAUUAUUUAUUUCUCUAGAUAUUUUAUGGGUGAAAGUUAAGAUAUUUCUCUAUAAAUGAGAUGCAGAAGCCUCACUAAGCACAUCACACCCUUCACUACUAAUAAACAAAAGAAAAAGAAAAACAAGAUGUGGGAUGAAACUGUAGCUGGACCUAAGCCGGAGCAUGGCCUUGGCCGCCUCCGCAACAAGAUCAACGCCCAACCCAUUGACAUCAAAGGUGUAGGAGAAGGGAGCAGCAGCAAGGCUAUGCCUGCGGUGGCCGGGAGUCCUGGAACUCCAACGACGCCAGGAUCUGCACGUAAAGAGAACGUGUGGAGGAGUGUGUUUCAUCCAGGAAGUAACAUCGCCACCAGAGGAAUGGGUACUAACCUCUUCGACAAGCCCUCUCACCCAAACGCUCCCACCGUCUACGACUGGUUGUACAGCGACGAUACUAGGAGCCAGCACCGUUGAGCCGAGAUCGAGAGGAAGGAGUGACAUGCCGGUGAUGUAGUAUAUCAUGUUUCCAUUAGCCACGUGUUUAUUUUCAGUUUAUGGCAGUGUUCGCAAGCUAUUUUUCUUUGUUUGUUGUUGCUAGUGACCGUUUGAUUUCCACCAUCUGGGUUGUUUUUUAACGGUGGUAAUGCGUCCUCUCGUCUCGUGUUAUGUUUCUACUGUUUGGUAAUGGAUAUAUUUAACUUUUA
Brassica rapa (field mustard) is the source of this 3077-nucleotide messenger RNA. RefSeq names its product protein FRIGIDA-ESSENTIAL 1-like. Lineage: Eukaryota; Viridiplantae; Streptophyta; Magnoliopsida; Brassicales; Brassicaceae. The record is from RefSeq and is a predicted model, not a curated record.